This is a messenger RNA of Chelmon rostratus (copperband butterflyfish), 2214 nucleotides long. RefSeq names its product vitamin D3 receptor A. NCBI's taxonomy places the organism in Eukaryota, Metazoa, Chordata, Actinopteri, Chaetodontiformes, Chaetodontidae. Gene Ontology annotation, biological process: positive regulation of transcription by RNA polymerase II; cell differentiation; negative regulation of transcription by RNA polymerase II. The transcript has 9 exons. Gene Ontology annotation, molecular function: nuclear receptor activity; vitamin D response element binding; zinc ion binding. The record is from RefSeq and is a predicted model, not a curated record. The coding region runs from base 133 to 1395 and encodes 420 amino acids. Gene Ontology annotation, cellular component: nucleus.
UUUUUCAGCGUGGGGAAAUUGUCAGAAAGCCGCCUUCAACUCCACUGGCUCGGAACAUUUGGAGACCUGGCUCCAGCAUUUGGGCCCCCCUCUGCUACUGCACAAAGUGAAGGUUGAUAUGCCACAUCAGUGAUGGAGCCCAUGACGGUGACGACGUCGGUGGUCGGACCGGAUGAGUUCGACCGUAAUGCCCCGCGGAUCUGUGGUGUGUGCGGCGACAAGGCCACCGGCUUCCACUUCAAUGCCAUGACGUGUGAAGGCUGCAAGGGCUUCUUCAGGCGCAGUAUGAAGCGUAAAGCCUCCUUCACCUGUCCAUUCAACGGGAGCUGCACCAUCACGAAGGACAACCGGCGUCACUGCCAGGCCUGUCGUCUCAAACGCUGCAUUGACAUCGGCAUGAUGAAAGAGUUCAUCCUGACAGACGAGGAGGUUCAGAGGAAGAAGGACAUGAUAUUGAAGAGAAAGGAGGAGGAGGCAGCCCGGGAGGCGAUGAGGCCACGUCUGAAUGAGGAGCAGGCCCGGAUCAUCUCCUCCCUGGUGGAAGCUCACCACAAGACCUAUGAUGCCUCCUAUUCUGACUUCUCCCGCUUCAGGCCUCCAGUGCGUGAAGGCCCAGUAACACGCAGUGCCAGCAGAGCCGCCUCCCUUCACUCUCUGUCUGAUGCCUCCUCUGAUUCAUUCAACCACUCACCUGAGUCGGUGGACACCAAGAUGAACUUCAGCAGCCUGUUGAUGAUGUACCAGGAUGGCGCGAGCAGUCCAGACUCCAGUGAAGAGGAGACAAAGCUGUCCAUGCUGCCCCACCUGGCUGACCUGGUCUCCUACAGCAUCCAGAAGGUCAUUGGCUUUGCCAAGAUGAUCCCAGGCUUCAGGGAGCUGACAGCAGAAGACCAGAUCGCUCUGUUGAAGUCGAGUGCCAUUGAGAUCAUCAUGUUGCGUUCAAACCAGUCCUUCAAUCUGGAGGACAUGUCCUGGAGCUGCGGGGGACCUGACUUCAAAUACUGCAUCACUGAUGUUACUAAGGCGGGUCACACUCUGGAGCUGCUGGAGCCGCUGGUGAAGUUCCAGGUCGGCCUGAAGAAACUCAACCUGCACGAGGAGGAACACGUGCUGCUCAUGGCCAUCUGCCUGCUCUCCCCAGAUCGCCCCGGUGUCCAGGACCACAGCCGGAUCGAGCAGCUCCAGGACCAUCUUUCAGAGACACUGCAGGCCUACAUCCGGGUCAAUCACCCGGGUGGACGCCUCCUCUACGCCAAGAUGAUCCAGAAGCUGGCCGACCUGCGCAGCCUGAACGAGGAGCACUCCAAGCAGUACCGCUCGCUCUCCUUCCAGCCCGAGCACAGCAUGCAGCUCACCCCGCUGGUGCUGGAGGUGUUUGGCAGCGAGGUGUCGUAGCAGUGGAAGGAGGGCACGCUCGCGCAUCACACACAGGAUGAUUAACCAACCCCUACCACCUUUUCCCCAAGAAAACCCCAGCCCUGACAUACCUGGACAUGUGGGAGAAAAUGGAUAAUCACAUAGGUAGAUGGUUACCUUCACCUCUUCAUCAUCUGCCCAUCCUCCUACUCCUCCGCCUCCGGACCUCAAGCAGCAAGACUCAGAUGCCUGGACCUCUGGAUUUAUGGAUUUAAGACACCUGAAUGGUUUUCUGCAGCACUUGGAUGGCCAGAUUAUAUUUUGACCUCUGGAUUCUCAAACACAGUACCGCAUUAAACGUCAACGUAGACAUCUGGAACGGACAGAACAUCCAUGAUCCAAAAAUUGCCUUUUGUCAUCAUCACCUUUCCCCUGGACAUCACUGCUAGAUGCCUGCCAUUUUUUUAUGGUGGAGACAGCUAAAUGGAUGUGACACUCACAUCCCUUUUUACCAUCGUCCUCAUAACAUUGUCCAUGUACACAUCAUCGCGAUGACAGAGAGGAAUAGAUGCACAGAUUUACAUGUUAUUAACCAUGCAGGCACUUGUGAGGUACAGAUAAAUGACUAGCAAUGUUACAACACUAGUGUUAGAUAGCUAUAAACUAUCGUCGAUUUACAAAUCUCUGACAGCAAAGAUAUCCAAAUAUAUUAAACAUCAACAUGGUAAGCCUUGGGCAAGCUUAAUAUGAUGUAAUGGAAAUAAUUAGUUUAGUAGUUGAAAAAUACUUGGUUAAGAUGGAGUCUAGCAGGUGCGUUUUCCUGCUUAGCCCAGUGUAUCUGUGUUUUUGCAACGAGAG